AACGGAAAAAGCCAAUGAAAAGGGCCAACACAUGGGUUUAGGCAGUGAAAGAUAGGAAACCAGGUCUCAUUUCCUCCUCCUUGGCGAUCAGCCCUUGCGGUCUUUCACUGAAAAUAGAAAGUAGUAAUGGAGAAAGGAGGAAAAGGGUUCUCUCUGCCCCCGCAAACAGCACGAAAAUCUUCACUCAAAUCUAACCCUCAAGGUGUAGCAUCGUUGAAAGGGAAGGAUGAUAGCUCAACAAAGUCAAAGAGGGGAAAGAAAGUUCAGUUCAAUUUUGAAGGUUCACCCGAAGCUAAUUUCUCACCAAAAUCUGGUGGGAAGGAUGAAACUACAUUUCCAAAAGGCGAUUCGAGCAAAUGGGGAAAAAGUGACAAGACUUCUACUGGUGGAAAAAAUUCAAUUUCUAAGGAACCACAACCACUGGAGUUCAAAAUUGAGCAGGAACUCCCAGAGAAUGCCAAAUGCAUGAUGGAUUGUGAGGCUGUUGAUAUUUUACAAGGAAUCAAGGAUCAGAUGGUCAUAUUAACAAGAGAUCCAGAAUUUAGACUCCCUGUAUCAUUUGACAAAGGGCUGCAGUACGCCAAAAGGGGUGGCCAUUACACAAAUCCCCAGCUUGUUAGACAAGUUCUUGAGACUCUCACAAAAUAUGGUGUCACUGAUGGCGAGAUAUGCCUGAUUGCCAAUGUUUGUCCAGAAUCUGUUGAUGAAGUUUUUGCUCUGGUCCCAACCUUGAAGCCUAAGAGGACUAAGCUCAGCGAACCCCUCCAAGAUGUCCUAAGUGAGCUAGCUAAGUUAAAAGAGUCUGCUAGCUUAGAAAGUCAAAUGGAAAGGGCACAAGUCGACAUCCCUGAUAAUUAAUGUUGGGCGCCUGGGAGUUGGGGAUGGCACCGUAACGAUGGAGUUAGCUUUGUGCAGACCUUAGAAGACAUGCAGAAGUAGCCGCUGUGUUUUUUGUAACAUGUUGUCGUCCUUGGUGUAUAACUUUCUUUUCUUUGCUUUUCUCCUUUUCAAUUAGAGAUCCUUUCUGAUGUAAUUAUUAUAUUUCCAGUGAGCAGCUUUUAUCCUUGUGAUUAGCUCUUAUAAACUCCCCAACAAGAGAAAAAGAUUGUGUAUUGAUUGUCAGAAAUGUGGUAGAUUUGGUUUGUGUUUUCUGAUCAUAAUUAUGAACAGCUGCAGCGGCAAAUCAAACUUGCUACUUAACUCA
Corylus avellana is the source of this 1204-nucleotide messenger RNA. The record is from RefSeq and is a predicted model, not a curated record. Lineage: Eukaryota; Viridiplantae; Streptophyta; Magnoliopsida; Fagales; Betulaceae.